AUGGCUUUAAGAGCAACUAAUUUGGUGAAAUCAAUGGUGAUUCGGUCAAGAGGAAUGACAGCGUUUUCUACAUCAACCUCCCCCAAGAUGAAGGCUUACUCCCCAACCGCUGAUCACAGCUAUGCCCACCAUAAUCCGAAACCCAGUCCGGUGAAAGGUGCAUAUGCACCGGUGUAUAUCUCGCUGGGGUUGAUUAUGAUGUCGGUUAGCAUCGGAGUGUUCACUGCCACGCAUCAGCUCAGGAGGGCGCCGAAUGUUUCCGUGAAGAAGUCAAAGAGAGAGACUUUGCCGGAGCUGGUGGAGCCGGAGAAGGUGGCGGAGGAGUCGAAUGAGUUCAUCAAGAAGUCGUUCUUCAGGAAGAUAGCACAUGUGCAGGAGGCGGAUCGCCUGCAAGUCAUGCCUGAUCCUAUCCGAGGAGAUACUUACACCAUGCACCCGAAGCCAUAUACAGAGUCGCUGAAAUCGGUGGGAGUGGAGGUGGAAAAUAAGCCGUUUGUUCAGCCACCACCGCUGAAACACUGA
This is a messenger RNA of Lactuca virosa, 522 nucleotides long. The record is from the annotation of a GenBank genome assembly. NCBI's taxonomy places the organism in Eukaryota, Viridiplantae, Streptophyta, Magnoliopsida, Asterales, Asteraceae.